AUGAUCCCGCCGGGCGAGUGCACGUACGCGGGGAGGAAGAGGAGGAAGCCCCUGCAGAAACAGAGGCCCGCCCGGGGGGCCGACAAGUCGAACCCGUCCAAGCGGCACCGGGACCGCCUGAACGCCGAGCUGGACCACCUGGCCAGUCUGCUGCCGCUUCCCCCCGACAUCAUCUCUAAGCUGGACAAGCUUUCCGUCCUGCGCCUCAGCGUCAGUUACCUCAGGGUGAAGAGCUUCUUCCAAGUCGUGCAGGAGAAGUGCUCGGCGGCCGGUGCCCCCUCACUGGGAGGUCGUCCUCGCGGAGGGUCCGCCGUGCUGGAGGGACGGCUGCUGCUGGAGUCUCUGAACGGCUUCGCCCUGGUCGUGAGUGCAGAAGGGAUGAUAUUUUAUGCGUCAGCAACGAUCGUGGACUAUCUGGGCUUCCAUCAGACGGACGUAAUGCACCAAAACAUCUAUGACUACAUCCACGUGGACGACCGCCAAGACUUCAGCCGGCAGCUCCACUGGGCCAUGGACCCCCCCCAGGCGGUGUGUGGGCAGCCCCCGCUCUCAGACACAGGUGAGGACGCCGUCCUGCGCAGGCUGCUCGGGGCCCAGGAGGGGGCUGCGGGCGCGCCGGCCGAGUACGCCGCCUUCCUGACCCGCUGCUUCGUCUGCCGUGUGCGCUGCCUGCUGGACAGCACCUCCGGCUUCCUGACCAUGCAGUUCCAGGGAAAGCUGAAGUUCCUGUUCGGACAGAAGAAGAAGGCGCCGUCGGGAACAGCCCUGCCCCCCCGACUCUCUCUGUUCUGCGUGGCGGUGCCCGUGCUCCUGCCGCCCGCGGCGGAGACGAAGAUGAAGAGCUUGUGUCUGAGGGCAAAGCACAGGGCAGACGCCGGGGAUGCAAAAGUAAAAGCCGCCGCGAGCCUGUGUGAACCAGAACCGCACGGAAAACCCGACUGCUUCGCAGGGAGAAGCCGCGGAGAAAGCAGCGUGUUGGUGUUCAGGACGCAGACGGAGGCUGGCCGCUGGGCCCGCGUUCCCGCCGGCACCCCCUGCCUGUGCCUCGGGGGAGGCCCCGACCUCGUCCUGCACCCCAGGGGGCCCGGAGGGGACAGGGAAGAGCGGGAGCAGGAGAGACCGUGCAGCUCCUCUGGAGCGAGGAGGCCGCGGGAGACACGCGCCCACCAUGGCCACUGUGAGCUGCUGGGACCCACGAGGUGCCUGGACUGGGCAGCGGGAAAGCACGCUGAAGGUGGGGGUGUGAUGUCAAGGCUGCAGACCAGCAAAAGCGACCUGUUCUCCGUGCACCCCGUGCCCCGCGGCUCCUGCCCGCCUUACCCUGGUGCGCGGGGCACGGUCAGUGCUGGAGGCAUGGCCACUUUCAGAAGUGCACCCGUCCCCCAGUCGCCGGGCCAGCCCCUCGGUGCUUGCUCCAGCCGGGUGACCAGGCUCCUGCGGGACGUCCACGGGGGCCAGGAGCACUCUCUCACUGCCCUCUAUCCCCCGGGGAGCCUGGAGAACCUGCCCCCUCAGCCUGGGGUGCAGCGCUUUCCCACGGGGGGCUACCCCACCGAGGCCCCGAGGCUGCAGAGUGGGCAGUUGCCCCCGGGCGGCCCGUGCGGUCCCGCGUUGCCGCUGGGCGUGCCCAUCAAGAUGGAGAAGGACUCGGGGUCGGAGGACGCAGCAGAUGGCUACACACCCAGCCAGGCAUGGCUGGGGGCCGGUGACGUGGCCAAACGUCAUCUGGCCACUUUGCCUACGAGGAUGCACCUGAAAACAGAGCCAGAGUCCAGGUACCAGGUGUACACACCACACCUGGGACACUGCAGGGCCCCUGCCAGGCCCAGCGGGGAGCUGGUCCCCUUCCACCCGGCACACUGUGCCUGCCUGGAGCACACGCACCCCCUGCCCCAGCAGGGCCCUCCCCGCCCCCUCUGUGCGCACCGGCCCCCGGCUCCGGGCUGCUCCUGCGGAGCUGCUGGGGCAGCCCCUGUGGUCAAGCGCGAGCCCCUGGACUCGCCCCAGUGGGCCACCCACAGCCAGGGGGCGGUGCCCGGGAUGUUCCCCAAAAGUGCCUUGGUGCCCCCAGUCCCGCCCAGAGCCCCCGAGCGCACUUUCCUGCCGUAG
Molecule: messenger RNA, 2109 nt
Organism: Propithecus coquereli (Coquerel's sifaka)
Lineage: Eukaryota; Metazoa; Chordata; Mammalia; Primates; Indriidae
Gene: AHRR
Product: aryl-hydrocarbon receptor repressor
Exons: 10
Coding region: 1-2109 (702 amino acids)
Biological process (GO): regulation of transcription by RNA polymerase II
Cellular component (GO): aryl hydrocarbon receptor complex; nucleus
Molecular function (GO): transcription cis-regulatory region binding; nuclear receptor activity; protein dimerization activity
Source: RefSeq, a predicted model, not a curated record